ACAGCUACAUCCCUAUCUACCAUACAGAGAAGUGGACGUUAUUUGGGAAAUACCUGUUUCUCUGGACCUUUCAUCAAUAUCUGUGAAGUCAGAAGUAGAGCUCUUUAAUUUCCAAUCAAGAAUAGAGCUUCUCAGGUCCAAAAUGAAGAGCCUUUUGCUUUGCUGUUUGCUGGCCACGCUCUUGCCUUACGUUCUAAGUGCAACACUUCAGGUCAACUCUGAUGGAGGAGACAAGCUGAGUGUGUGGCUGAAGAGCAGGUUGAGGAGGGAGUUGUGUAUGCCUGACAGUUUAGAAGAUUCAGGAGAAUUUCAGCAGCAAAAUCAAGAUACAGACUCCGUCACACACAGGCACAGCGGUCAGAGUGAGAGAGUGAAGCGGGGCUGUAAUCUGCUCACCUGUUCGGUGCACGAUUUGGCUCACCGGCUUAACCAGCUCCGUGAGAGGACAAACAACGCCCCCCCAGCUAAGAUCAGCCCACAUGGUUACGGCCGUAGGAGGAGGCGCUCACUGCCUCAGCUCUCUGCCGCAGAGACAGGCGGUCAGGGCCAUGUGAAGCUGAACAGGUUCCAACCCCAGAGAAGUGGAUCGCCUCAAAAACGGACUUAAACACCGACCUGCGGACGUGCUUCGUCUUCACCAUCUGGAGGAGCAAUAGACUUAACCGGGAUUCUACCAGCAGCUUCCUAGAAUAGGGAAGGGAGGACCAAAAAGGAGAAAAGGAGACUUAAACCAGCUAAUAUACAUUCACCAACAAAGCCCCAUAUGGAGAUCUUUGGGAAAAGUGGAUGUGACACAGACACUAAUAUCUGGCAAAGGAAGAUGCUUACGUACUUGAAGCUGGAUAUGUAUAUACAGAGGGAACUGUGCAAUAUAUCUCUUUUGAUCAGUAUGUGUAUUCCAUCAUUUAUGUCUAUAAAAAUGUAUCAUGAAAAAAAAAAUAUGUUAGAAAGCCAAAUAUUUAUACAUUCUAUAAUAUUCUUGUAAUCUUGGAGAUUAGACUAUUUUUUGUACAUGAUAUAAUAAUGUGGGCAUUGUAUAUUUUAGCUAUUGCCUUUUUGAAAGUAGGUAUUUAACCAGUGCUUUUAUACUGCUUGAAUGAUAAACACAUGUCCUUGUGAAUCAAUGUUAAGUGAAAGCAAAUUAUAUGAUCAACCAUUAAACAUUUUGCAA
Messenger RNA from Pygocentrus nattereri (red-bellied piranha), 1171 nucleotides. It is a transcript of the gene admb, whose product is annotated as adrenomedullin b. NCBI's taxonomy places the organism in Eukaryota, Metazoa, Chordata, Actinopteri, Characiformes, Serrasalmidae. Gene Ontology annotation, molecular function: hormone activity; adrenomedullin receptor binding. Bases 143 to 607 code for a protein of 154 amino acids. Gene Ontology annotation, cellular component: extracellular region. Gene Ontology annotation, biological process: adrenomedullin receptor signaling pathway; regulation of systemic arterial blood pressure; adenylate cyclase-activating G protein-coupled receptor signaling pathway. The record is from RefSeq and is a predicted model, not a curated record. The transcript has 5 exons.